CUGCUGCCAACAGCUGUCAUCAGAUUGCAGCGUUUAAAUUGGGCUUCCUCCUCUAAACUUAGAACAUCUCUUUAAAAGGGGAGAACGUCAACAUAAUUUGUUCACUACUUUCACUUGUAAGUCCUAAUGUUGUGAUUUUUAUUCGUACUGUGGUUUGCUAUUGCUAGUUUGCGAACACACACCUGCUAAUAAUCGCCGAGCAUGUCGCUUCACGAGGCUCCCGCCCUCCUCUUUUUGAAAUCCUCUCAGGAACUGCGGGGCAUGGAGGAGCAGCAGCAACUCCUCGAAUGGGCGAAAGACGGCAGUCGCUCCCCUGUCCGUAGGCUUCUUCAGUCGAGAGUCGAACAAAACACUUCUCUCAACCUAAACUGUCGAUCAAAGUCCAAAAACUACGCGGGAUGGACGCCUCUCCACGUGGCGUGUUACCAUGGAAACACGGAUGUUGUGGAGGAAUUAUUAAAGGCAGGUGCUGAUGUGAAUGUGCAGGACAACAUGGGUGAUACACCUCUACAUAAAGCAUCCCACACAGGAAGAAAGGAGAUUGUUCUAUUGCUGCUGCGAUAUGACGCCUUUGCCAGCGUAAUCAAUGGAACUGCACAGAUCCCGAAGGAUGUCACAGAGGAUGAUGAAAUCAUUACCAUGCUGGAGGCUGCGGAGAGGAGAGAGAUGAGGCGUCGAGAAGAGAGGCUUCUGGAGGCUGCCAGAGAGGGAGAUGUGUCCGCUCUGUCCAAGCUGCUCAGUGGGAAGGAGGCUGUGGAUGUUCACUGCAAGGAUUCAGUGGGAAAUACACCAUUACACUGUGCUGCCUACAGAGGGCACAAGCAGUGCAUAAUAAAACUGCUCAGAUGUGGCGCCUGCCCCGCUGUCAGAAAUAACAAAGAGCAAACAUCGUUGGACUUGGUACGUGAUGACGAUCUAAAGGGGGUUCUAAAAGCACAUCAAGUAAAGGAUGGGAGCAGCCGGGUGAAGAAGAUUGAAGGCCCUCUCUGGAAGAGUUCACGCUUUCUCGGGUGGCGUCUCAACUGGGUGGUAAUUGAGGACGGAACUGUCUCCUGGUACCACAGACAGGCUGAGUCAGUGGCUGGUGUAAGAAAACAGGGCUGCAAAUCUUUAGCACAAGCUUAUUGCAUGAUUAAACCGUGGGAUAAUUGCUUCUUCAUGCUCAGGUGUGCUGAUGAUUCUGCACUCUGUUUUAAGGUGCCCUCAAAGAUGGACUCUGUAGCAAAACGAAAAAGAUGGUUGGAUGCUUUUGAGGCACAUUCCUCGUACAGCACUUACCACUGCACCCAGCAAGAACUCAUGGAAGAUGCGGUCACAGAGCGCGACAUUACAACGAUCAAUAUAACUCAAGCUCUGCAAGCCGCCAGUGCUUGCCAGGACAAACUGGAGAGUGAGGUGUCCGUUUUCCUAUCCAUGGUGAAGAAUGAGGAGAAUUGUGCGUUGCCUGCACCACUUCUACUGAAAGCAAAAGACACCAGCAAGCUUUCCAGUGAAACUAGUGCUGCUCUCCAGCUCUGCCUUCAGUUAUUGUCCCGUCAAGAAGAGGUUUGGACACUGAAGUUGGAGCAGGAAGUGGAGAAGAACAAGGCUCUUACAGAGGCGCUGCAGACCAUAGCGACUGAGCACCACAAGCUCAAGCAGACCCUGUGCAAGAGUAGGAGGUCAUCCGCCCUCAGCACGCUCACUGAAGAUGAAUUCUAUGACGCUUUGUCAGAGUCCGAGUCGGAGCUGUCUGUGAGCAGCUUCCUGUCGGUGGCCAGCAACUCCUGUGAAGAGGACGGGAGCGACACCCCUCUUCUCAACAGUCUCAGGGGGGCUGCCGGAAUGUCAGGGGAGGAUAACCAUGACAACCAGAACAAUGCCGCCAACAAGCGCAGAACAUCCCUGCCGUCUCCCAUGUUCUCCCGAAAUGACGUCAGUAUCUGGAGCAUCUUGAAAAAAUGCAUCGGCAUGGAGCUGUCCAAGAUCGCCAUGCCGGUGAUAUUUAACGAGCCGCUGAGUUUCCUCCAGCGAUUGAGCGAGUACAUGGAGCAUACCUACCUCCUCCACCAGGCCAACGCCAGCACAGACUCUGUGGAAAGGAUGAAGUGUGUUGCAGCUUUUGCCGUGUCAGCCGUAGCGUCGCAGUGGGAAAGGACCGGGAAGCCCUUCAACCCCCUGCUGGGUGAGACGUACGAGCUCGUCAGAGACGACUUGGGCUUCAGGUGGGUGUCAGAGCAAGUGAGCCAUCACCCUCCUGUCAGCGCCUUUCAUGCCGAAGGCCUCAAGGACAAUUUCGUCUUCCAUGGCUCCAUCUAUCCCAAACUCAAGUUUUGGGGUAAGAGCAUAGAAGCCGAGCCCAAAGGAAUCAUCACGCUGGAGCUUCCCAAGUACAACGAAGCCUACACCUGGACGAACCCCACCUGCUGUGUACACAACAUCAUCGUGGGCCAGCUCUGGAUCGAGCAGUACGGCAGCGUGGAGGUGGUCAAUCACAAGACCGGAGAGCGAUGCAGUAUGACCUUUAAACCCUGUGGUCUCUUUGGCAAGGAGCUUCAUAAAGUGGAAGGAUACAUCCUAGAUAAAAGCAAGAAGAAGCUGUGUGCCAUCUACGGCAAAUGGACUGAGUGCUUGUACACAGUCGACCACGCCGCAUUCGAUGCCCACAAAAAGUCAGACAAAAAAAGUUUGGAGGAAAAAAAGGCAUCCAAAAGGAGCAGCGUGGAUGAAGAACCAGAGGAAAUGCCUCCGCCUGAUGCAGAGACAGUGCAGGUCAUCCCAGGCAGUGAGCUCAUCUGGAAGAUAACGCCUCGGCCUGACAACUCGGCCAAGUUUUAUGCCUUCUCCACAUUCGCCAUGCAGCUGAAUCAGCUGGACAAGAGGAUGGAGGGCGUGCUGCCGUCCACGGACAGUCGCCUCAGGCCUGACAUCAGCGCUAUGGAGAAUGGAGAUAUCGAUAUGGCCAGUGCAGAGAAGAAGCGACUGGAGGAAAAACAAAGGAUGGCCCGCAAGAAUCGAGGCAAGUCCACAGAUGAAUGGAAAACAAGGUGGUUUCAGCAAGGAGCUAACCCUCACAACAAGGGUCAAGACUGGCUCUACUUGAAAGGCUACUGGGACAGAAGGUACAGUCAGCUGCCUGACAUCUACUAGCAGGUAGAAACAGCAGAUAACUAUUUGUAAAUGCUUUGGUAGAUGUUACAAAGCCGGUUUGUCAUCAUUGGUAAAUGAUGUUGGCUUCAGAACCUUACUGUAAGUGCUGUGUUUAAAUAUUCUGUAGUGCAAUACAAGGAAGUUAGACUGGAUAAAAACUUCCUUUGUCAGAGUGUGAACAGAGUAAGAGUGGUAGUUUAGUGUUUUAUUACACUUGCAGAAAAAGCUGCUCUUCCACUGUGAAAAGGUCAAAGUUAAAUCUGUAGCAAUAUAUUUACUAAUUUAAAUGCAUGUGAAUCACUGUAACUAUGCAAGUGUCACCACCUGCGUGUAGCUGCUCGUCUAUUUUACACUACGAACUUGACUGUUAUAGAAAAGCUCACUUAUUGGUUUUGCUUGAAUUAAAAAUUGCAUGAUGAAUAAUUAUCUUCUAUCUUUAAUGGCUUAUUUACCCCCCAACUCCUGAAACAUGUUUUUAUAGUUCAAAAAGGAUUAAUUCAUUGCCAAUUCAAAUGAGUAGUUUUAAAACAUCCAAUAUAUAAAGAGGAACUAACUGCUUUGCAGCAAAAAGGUACCACCGUGCCAUCAAAGUUUGGCACAUUUAAGGACUACGUGCAAAACAUGUUUCCACAUGGAAUAAAGUUCCAGAAUACAGUGUGAUACUCCUACCUGCAGAUAAGCAAAGGCCACCACAGAAAGUGUUGUGCUGCUUUUUGGCUCAGAAAACCAACAUAAAAAGACAUUAAAAAAUGUAACAUGAAAUAUUG
This is a messenger RNA of Entelurus aequoreus (snake pipefish), 3896 nucleotides long. RefSeq names its product oxysterol-binding protein-related protein 1-like. The coding region runs from base 202 to 3129 and encodes 975 amino acids. The transcript has 28 exons. Lineage: Eukaryota; Metazoa; Chordata; Actinopteri; Syngnathiformes; Syngnathidae. Gene Ontology annotation, cellular component: intracellular membrane-bounded organelle; cytosol; membrane. Gene Ontology annotation, molecular function: cholesterol binding; protein binding. The record is from RefSeq and is a predicted model, not a curated record.